GUUCUGGAUGCUGGAUGCUGGAUCUACAGACGACACGACACGGCUCUCUUCUGCCAGCGAUUUUUGCGAGCAACAUCGGGCGCAGCAAGGCAACGCGAGUGAGCAAGAGACAAUGGCGGGCACGGCGGCGCCGGCCGCGGGCUACGGCGCGGACGGCGUGUACCGCUCGCUGCGCCCGGCCGCGCCCAUCGCGUCCGACCCCGGCCUCUCCCUCACCGACCUCCUCCUCCGCCGCGCCGACGCGUGCCCCUCCGCGCUCGCGCUGGUCGACGCCGCCACCGGCCAGGCCCUCACCUUCGCCGCCUUCCGCUCCGCCGUCCUCACUACAGCAGUCGCGCUCUCCUCGCGCGCGGGCGUCCGCCCCGGCGACGUCGUCCUCAUCCUCGCGCCCAACUGCGUCCUCUACCCCAUCUGCUUCUUCGCCGUCACCGCUCUCGGCGCCGUCGCCACUACGGCCAACCCCCUCUAUACCUCCAGGGAGAUCGCCAAGCAGGUCUCCGACGCCUGCGCCAAGCUCUCCAUCACCAUCUCUGGCCUCCUGCCCAAAAUCGCGGAGCUCCGCCUCCCCACCAUCCUCAUCGACGGCGACGCGGCCAGCGCCAGCGCCAUCGCCUCCAUGCCUCCAGGUACCAGCGUCACGCUCUACUCCGAUCUCAUUGCCGGUGUGCAGGAGACGGAGUAUCGCCGCCCGCCGACAAAGCAGAACGACACGGCCGCGCUGCUGUACUCGUCGGGCACUACGGGGGCGAGCAAGGGCGUCAUCCUGACGCACCGCAACUUCAUUGCGGCGGCGGUCAUGACGACGUCUGACCAGGACACGCGCGGGGAGGGGCCCAACGUGUUCCUCUGCUUCCUCCCCAUGUUCCACAUCUUUGGCCUGUCCGUCAUCACGUUCGCGCAGCUGCAGCGCGGCAACGCCAUCAUCGUGAUGUCGGGGUUCGACAUGGACUCUGUGAUGGUCGCCGUGCAGCGGCACCGUGUCACGCACCUCUUCUGCGUGCCGCCGGUCAUGAUCGCGCUUGCCAAGCACGGAAGGGCCGGGAAAUACGACCUCAGCUCGCUCAAGUUCAUCGGCUCCGGCGCAGCGCCGCUCGGCAAGGAUGUGAUGGAGGUCGUGGCAAAGAACUUCCCGGACGCCGAGAUUGUCCAGGGUUAUGGUAUGACUGAGACUUGUGGGAUCAUAUCGUUAGAGUACCCAGAAAGAGGACAAGUACGUCAAUUUGGGUCAACUGGAACACUUGUGUCAGGAGUUGAAGCAAAGAUUGUUGAUGUAGAAACAUUGAAAUAUCUUCCACCGAAUCAACUAGGAGAAAUUUGUGUUCGAGGACCAAACAUAAUGCAAGGGUAUUUCAACAAUGUGCAAGCUACUGAAUUUACAAUCAAGCAAGGGUGGUUGCAUACUGGUGAUAUUGGACACUUCGAUGAAGGAGGCCAGCUUUUUGUUGUUGAUAGACUUAAAGAGCUGAUUAAGUACAAAGGUUUCCAGAUUGCACCGGCUGAGCUUGAAGGACUGCUUCUGUCUCAUCCAGAAAUUCUCGAUGCUGUUGUUAUCCCGUUUCCUGAUGCUGAAGCUGGGGAAAUUCCUAUUGCCUAUGUUGUACGGGCCCCUAUGAGUUCUUUGACUGAAGUUGAUGUCCAGAUGUUUAUCGAAAAGCAGGUCACAUACUACAAAAGAUUGAGGAGGGUUACCUUUGUGGACAGCGUACCAAAAUCUGCUUCAGGAAAGAUUUUGAGAAGAGAACUCAUCGCUAAAGUCAGAUCGUCCAAGUUAUAGCAAAUCUGCUUCUGUUUAAAUUGGAAAUUUGUCAAUUGAACGAAAUGGUUUACAUAUUAUUGACUGGAGCUUAUGAGUUACGAACCACAGAAUUCAGUCCAGAAAUGCCAGACAUUACACAUGGAACCGUACAUGAUAUAUCGUAUAUGUGACAUGCCAAUAUUUGUUCAA
Molecule: messenger RNA, 1945 nt
Organism: Phragmites australis (common reed)
Lineage: Eukaryota; Viridiplantae; Streptophyta; Magnoliopsida; Poales; Poaceae
Product: 4-coumarate--CoA ligase-like 1
Exons: 6
Coding region: 8-1774 (588 amino acids)
Molecular function (GO): CoA-ligase activity
Source: RefSeq, a predicted model, not a curated record